AUGUCUUUGGAUAAAGUAAAACAUAUCGUCCUCGUCCUAUCUGGCAAAGGAGGCGUCGGAAAAUCCUCCGUCACAACCCAACUCGCCCUAUCCCUAUCCCUCGCCGGCUCCUCAGUCGGAAUCCUCGACAUCGAUCUAACCGGUCCCUCCAUUCCUCGCCUGUUCUCCCUCGAAUCUGCGAAAGUAACCCAAGCACCCGGUGGUUGGGUCCCCGUCCCGGUUCACUCCUCCAACCCCUCUUCCUCCAUCGGUGCCCUAUCAUGCAUGUCUCUCGGUUUCCUACUGAGAGAGCGGGGCGAUGCAGUUGUAUGGCGUGGGCCUAAGAAAACCGCAAUGGUUAGACAAUUCCUCACAGAUGUCUUAUGGGGCGAACUCGAUUACCUUCUCAUUGAUACCCCGCCUGGCACCUCGGAUGAACAUAUUUCAUUGGCGGAAACACUCCUGAAGAAUGCAUUUCCGGGCCAAGUGGCAGGCGCAGUGAUUGUAACGACGCCACAGGCGGUGGCAACAGCAGACGUUAGAAAAGAAUUAAACUUCUGCACGAAGACUGGAAUAUAUGUUAUCGGAGUCGUGGAAAAUAUGAGUGGUUUCGUGUGUCCAAACUGCUCAGAAUGUACCAAUGUUUUCAAUAGAGGUGGCGGAGAGGUUAUGGCUAAGGAUUUUGGAGUACAAUUCUUGGGACGGGUACCGAUUGAUCCUCAAUUCGGAAUGUUGGUCGAGGCAGGAAGAAAGCCAGUAUAUCCAGAGGGAACACUAGUAAAUGGGAAAGACAUGAGCGAUUCCCAAAACGGCAUUAAUAGUGUUGGAGACGACGCACUGUUAGUAGAGAAAUACCGCGAAUGCUCUUUAUGUCCAAUUUUCCAGGACAUAACCAAACAGGUCAUGAAUGCGGUGGAAGGAAAGAGUUCAGAAGCAGCAUCGAGUACACGAUUUGGCUUGGCAAACUCACUGGGUGGCAUAACUGCUGGUGUUGGGGAUUUUGAACAUUUACACGACAGCUAUUAG
Sclerotinia sclerotiorum 1980 UF-70 is the source of this 1005-nucleotide messenger RNA. RefSeq lists its product as hypothetical. The coding region runs from base 1 to 1005 and encodes 334 amino acids. The record is from RefSeq and is a predicted model, not a curated record. Gene Ontology annotation, biological process: iron-sulfur cluster assembly. Gene Ontology annotation, molecular function: ATP binding; 4 iron, 4 sulfur cluster binding; ATP-dependent FeS chaperone activity. The transcript is spliced from 2 exons. Gene Ontology annotation, cellular component: cytosol. NCBI's taxonomy places the organism in Eukaryota, Fungi, Ascomycota, Leotiomycetes, Helotiales, Sclerotiniaceae.